CGGUAGGAACGGAAGCGCUCGCCGGCUGGGGCUUGGCGCAGUCGUCCCGCGAUGGUGGGGGGUGGCGGCAUGGGGGGCGGCCUCCUGGAGAACGCUAACCCCCUCAUCUACGAGCGCUCAGGGGAGCGGCCGGUGACGGCGGGGGAGGAGGACGAGCAGGUUCCGGACAGCAUUGACGCACGCGAGAUCUUCGAUCUUAUUCGCUCCAUCAAUGAUCCGGAGCAUCCGCUGACCCUGGAGGAGUUGAACGUGGUAGAGCAAGUCCGGGUUCAGGUCAGCGACCCCGAGAGCACAGUAGCUGUGGCCUUCACCCCCACUAUUCCGCACUGCAGCAUGGCCACCCUUAUUGGCCUGUCCAUCAAGGUCAAGCUUCUGCGGUCCCUUCCCCAGCGUUUCAAGAUGGACGUGCACAUUACUCCAGGGACCCAUGCCUCUGAGCACGCGGUGAACAAGCAGCUUGCGGAUAAGGAGCGGGUGGCGGCCGCGCUGGAGAACACGCACCUGCUGGAGGUUGUCAAUCAGUGCCUGUCAGCUCGCUCCUGAGCCUGGCUGCCGCCCGGACUUACCACCUCGCCGGCGUCUGCCCCCAGCUCUGUGCUCUUCAGUUACUGACA
This is a messenger RNA of Lepus europaeus (European hare), 614 nucleotides long. RefSeq names its product cytosolic iron-sulfur assembly component 2B (gene CIAO2B). Lineage: Eukaryota; Metazoa; Chordata; Mammalia; Lagomorpha; Leporidae. Gene Ontology annotation, biological process: iron-sulfur cluster assembly. The coding region runs from base 52 to 543 and encodes 163 amino acids. The transcript is spliced from 5 exons. Gene Ontology annotation, cellular component: cytosolic [4Fe-4S] assembly targeting complex. The record is from RefSeq and is a predicted model, not a curated record.